UUCCCAGAAUGACAAAUGAUUACUCACAUCCUCCUUUGGUAACUCAUGCAUGUUUACUACUAUAGUUACAGUUUACACCUGAUUUGAUACAUGUUAUUAGCAGCUAUUGGCAGUGAGGCAGUUGCUGUCUAGCUUUGUGUACACAAUCCAAAAGUAUAUAUAACGCUUGGAUGAUCGACUAUACCAGUAUCUUAUGCACUCCAGUGACCAGCAGCAACCAACAAGACAAGGAAAGCUCAUGGCUGAUCAUGAGCACAUUACUGAGUACAUACCAAAGAUUGUUGUUGUAGAGUUCAAUAUAAUCUUAGCACUCCUGACCCAGAUAUUCUUCCUCACUGAGGCCAACAGUGAGCUCAGUGGUGUCAUAGCCAUCACUCUUCUCUCUGGAUUUAGUUUCUUGUACAUACUCAUAAUAUUCUUCAUCAUAGCUCGGGAUUUCAGACGCAAGGAAAGGUUCCUACGCAAGCACAGCAAGAGUGAGUUCCUCACUAACCUCCUAGCUAACGGGCUCACAGCAGUCAGUGGAUUAAUGUAUCUAUUAGGGAACCACAUGUCCUUGAUAUUCCAGUAUUACGGGGAGUGGUACGGCUGUGUCGAAUCAUGCAUGAGCCUUGGGAUAAAUAUUUCAUCGACGUUCCUCAUAACGUCCAUACUAUUAUUUAGACUCAUACCAACUUUUGUCAAUAAAGCAAAAGUGCUAAGCGAUCACACGAUGGACAAGUCCAAUCAAAACUCCAAGAAGUUUGUUGAGUACAAGUGGUCACCGUGGAAGACCACGGCACAGUCAUUAGGAUACCUCUUAGAGCUGGAUGCAUGGUUCACGACAGUCUCUGACCUACCACUGGAAUCAGAGAGCUACUGCCCGCAAUACAUCAUAGACCUGGCUUGGGCCAUGUUUGUUAUUGGGAUGAUAGUUUGGGGAGCACUUCUGAUACUCAUUCUGGUCCCCGGCGUCAUCAGUUUCCACCAACGAAAAGAGAAGACCUCGAUUCAUUUUUUUAUCGUCUGUCUCAACGUCAUACUCCUCUGGAUCGUCUCCGGAACUUUCCUUCUCACUGACAACAUACAACCUCUUGGCUGCUCCUUUGGGUGUCACUUGGAGGGACUAAGAAAUCAAACCUCUUUAAACUUUGAGGGCCACAAUCAUCAUGAUCAUAUCAUAAAUUGUCAUUACGAUGCUCUUCAUUCAACAAGACUGGUCAUCCUGUUCCUGGCUCUUGUAUACUACACGUCAAUAUCAAUCGCACUAGUGAUUCAUUCCUGGCGGAAAUAUCACGUUUAUAAAAUACAAAUGCACGCAGCAAGAGACAAUGAUGAGAAUGGGAUCGAAAUCCUCGAUAUAAAAAAUGUAGAGAGCGAUAAAGUUUGAGGUUACUUUUUGAAAACAAUAAUAAUAAUAACAUUCUCAAUGCUUAUAAACUGCGAGUUUAUUAAUGAUAAUAAUGUGCACAUUUGUCUAAAUUGAUGUACCUAUUACUGAUUCAUUCAAGGUAUGGAUGGGUUCAGUUUCAAUUUCAAGAUGAUACAAUAACAAAUAA
Molecule: messenger RNA, 1538 nt
Organism: Amphimedon queenslandica
Lineage: Eukaryota; Metazoa; Porifera; Demospongiae; Haplosclerida; Niphatidae
Exons: 2
Coding region: 194-1369 (391 amino acids)
Source: RefSeq, a predicted model, not a curated record